Molecule: messenger RNA, 3189 nt
Organism: Sclerotinia borealis F-4128
Lineage: Eukaryota; Fungi; Ascomycota; Leotiomycetes; Helotiales; Sclerotiniaceae
Source: the annotation of a GenBank genome assembly
AUGAAGAUCCCAUCAGGUUUACUUGACUUUGAUGGAAAAGCUGUCAAGGGAGAAAUCAGCUUGAAAGGUGGUAACAACACGAAGCUCCACGAAGAGGGCAUAAAGCAGGAAGGCAAUCGCUUCACCUGCUACGCUCUAACCUCGAAAAACGAUGCCAUCACACCAUGCUUGGCCAUCAACUCUGGCGUUGUCGAGUUUGUUGAUGUUGUCGUCGAUGGUAUCUUACGAGCUUCGCACAGCAACGACAAGCCCACCGCUCAGUUCAGUAAGAACUUCAAUGAUUUGUUUGUAGGUCAAGUUAAAGAAGGUAACAAAUAUUCCACCAAAACUUAUCAAUUACAAGUAGCAAAGCGCAAUACCGAAAAAUCACGAUUCGUCCAGGGCAGCAAACCUUCCGCAGUCAGCAGCAUCGAAAUGCAAAUAUUCCGACGAGAUCCCAAUGCUCAUAAGGCUCACUCAAAAGACUCAGAUUCAGAUUCCUCUUCCUCCUCCUCCUCCUCCUCAUCAUCAUCAUCAUCAUCAAGCGAAGGAACCCGAGAUCUCGGCGAUGCACAACGUGCACCCACAUUCGAAGAUUAUGCGGAAUGGUGGCACCUUAACCCAUGUGUUGAUGAAGAUGCAAUUGCUCCUCCACCUUUUGAAGUCGCCGGUGUUAAUCACAAAAACUUGACUGGUCCUGCCAUGAAAAACGCCAAAAACCGUAUUUUGAAGAAAUGGCCAGGCGAUUUCAAGCUUUGGGCCUCAUUCAAAUUCUUGCUCUUUUCUACAGCAGACUUUUACACGUUGGGCUUCCUCGAUACCCCAGAUUAUAAUGGAACUCCAUGGAACGAACCAAAAUCUACUUCGAAGAAAUCGACCGUGAAGGAUGUUACCCAGAUCUCAAAGUCUACUCCAUCUAUUGAUGUCGAGGCUGAUGCUACUGAAGAGUAUGAUGGCGCUGCAGAUAUUCUGGUAUCAAAGCCGGAGGGUGGCCUUGAUGAGGCAGUAGAGACUGUCAAAGGCAAGGAAAUUCGCAGGAAGACUUAUAACACCGGUGUUUCUGAAGGGCUUGAAGUAUCUUCUCUGCUGGCUAAUCUAAUGGAAACAGCUGGAAGACAGAACAGGAUCAUCCAAGAUUCUUAUUCAUCGGAUUUCCGUUACGAAAGCCCUGAUAUUGAAAUUAUCGCAACUGUUUCCAGGCCUGUUCAUCUUUCAGAUGGUUCUCAAAUUAUUGGCUCUAGCGAACCGGCAGACACCGUACUUUCUGUACCGAGCAUUAAGGUUGAGAAAGCUAAAUUGGACAUUAAUGAUGUUGAUCAAGACAAUAAUGUUCGCACAAACCGCCAGAAACAGAAACCAGUGUCCAUGCCCGGUAUUGAAGGAGCUCCAGCAUACAAAGCCUGGAAAGAUCCUACUCGCUCUGAAUGGAAUCAGCGCAACAUAUCAGGUCCGGAUUCAGACAACAUUUCUACGGUCAUUAUUGAUCAAUUGCAUACCGAGCAAGACCCCAUCUUGUCAGACAAGGCUCAGCUUUUAAUUUCGGACAACUUGAGGCAGUCCUCUGUGCCAUGUGUGAUUGGAGAAACCACCGAGAAAGACAAGGCGGCUCGCUUUAAGUCACUUAGUGUUGAGGCGAGUGGUUUAUCUUGGGAGCCAAUGACCCCUCCUCCAACUUCGAAGAAGCAAGGUACCAAGCACUUUACCAAUUUUGGAGGUGAAAGCCGACGUGUAUUGUCAGGAGAUUUACAUGGUGCAAAGCAAUAUGAAUCUGCAGCUCGUGCUAUUGUUACCGAAGAUGAUUAUAGCGACAAUAGUAGUCGUGAGGCCAGUCCAUCCAUUGACUAUCGUCAGAGAAUCGCGGAAAAGAAAACCGAAAAGAUCAAGCAACGUGGUCUAGGAUUCACCUUCGAAUCACCAGCCCCAGAUCAAGAGGAAGCAGUCCCGUCUUCAAACAUCGAUUUGAUGGAAACAAAUUUUGAUGAGUUUAUUAAUGACUCUACCCAGCCUGAAGAUACAGAAAUGAUCGAUGCUAUCGAAACCAAACUUGAACCAAAAGUCAGAUCGCCAUCACCUAUGGUCAAUCCUCAAUUUCAAGUCACAAAACAAGUCCAAGAUUCUAUGAUUAUGGUCUCACCUUUGCAAUCUCAAGACUUGACCACCUCUCAGAAGGGUCAAGCAGGAUCUCAAACACCAACAGAAGACGUCGAUCCAAGCUUAAUUGAAGAUAUCGCGAAGGUUAAAAAGACCAACCAAGCCAAACGAUAUCCAUCAAGUGCCAUCCCUGAAGCUGAAUCUGAAGAAUCUAAAGAAGCAGAUCAGCCCGAAGUCCCGCUAGACACCGAGAUGACUGAUUUCAACAGAAAAGUUGUGCCUACCGAAACCAAGACGUCUAACGGUAAAUUCGAUGAUGCACCAGUCGAUAUUGGAAAUCAACAGGAUGGCCCACAAGAUCCUUCUUCUCCUUCUGGGGUUGACGAGUCUACCAUAGCAGUUGCUCCGGUUAAGCCAGCCAAACAACCAAAGACAAGAGCACCAGCUGCUACCAAAUUAUCCUCUACCUCGAAGACAUCAUCUGUUCCAAAGACUCCGUCCGCCCCCGUUUCAAAAGCACCAGCUUCCCAGAAAACACCCGCUGCUCAAAAGUCGCCGGCUGUAAAAAUCGAAAAGUCUUCGGCAGGACAGUCAGCACCAGUUAAGCCUGAACAAUCUCAGGCCAGGGCAAAGAAGCCAGCGCCAAAGACUUCCAAGGCUCCAAGCGCCCCAAAGAUAUCAAAGGCUGCAGCAUCCGCCAGCUCUGAAGAACCCACAUCUAAAUCCAAGAGCAAAGGCAAAGCUAGGGCCGGAGCAAAUGGUAAGCGUAAAGCCGAUCAGAUGACAUCCGCUAUCACUAGUUCAGGACCAAACAAGACAAAUGCAUCUCCUGCUCUGAAGCAAACUUCUAUCGUCGAACGUGAGACUGCCGCAGCGGAAGCACGUAUGCAAGCAGCGGCCGAGAGAAAGAAAGCUUUGGAAGAGGAGUUGCAGGCAACCCGGGGUAUGAAAGUGCAGUUGGAAAAGGCAAAUGAGAUCAAUAGACAGGCCCAAGCUAUAGAGGAUGAAAAUGCUGCGCUGAAAUUAGGAGAAUCGCUGCACAAUACAAUGAGGAGUAAGCUUACUGGACCAAGUCGAACCAACAUACCAAACUGGGAAGCUUAUGAUACAAGGCCGUAG